Molecule: messenger RNA, 687 nt
Organism: Trichoderma atroviride IMI 206040
Lineage: Eukaryota; Fungi; Ascomycota; Sordariomycetes; Hypocreales; Hypocreaceae
Source: RefSeq, a predicted model, not a curated record
AUGUCGUCACCCUUCUUCAUCCCGGUCGAUAUUGCUCAUACCGCAUUACUUCUUUCGGACGUGCAAACGCAAAUCUUGAAGAGAUUCUCUCCCGAAAUCCAGAAAAGCUACAUGGAUAACAUCAAAACGCUUCUCGAACAUUUCAGAACUGAAAUCUCCAAGCGCCGCUCUGAUGAAGCUUCCGGAGACGGAUCCGCCCCUUAUGAUGGAGUGCCUCUCAUUGUUCACCAUACACUGCCCUUCAACAUCAAUUCCAAUGCCUUUGUUUCGCCUUACAACAAGCUAAGCAAAUGGGUUGAGCAGCUUGAGAAGGCAGGGUUCUUUGCGAAUGCACCCUCAGAUCCACACCAUCCGCAUUAUGGUAUCCCAGCCGAGAUAACGCCAGCGGACGGUUGGGGCAACAAGGAUGAGAUUGUCUUGGGCAAACUGCAGCCGAAUUGCUUUGGUUCAUCAGACUUGCUGGCAUAUCUACGGGCACGUGGCAUUAAACACAUUGUAUUGGUAGGCCUGACAACAAUGGGAAGCAUCUUGGGAUCGGCAAGAGCUGGUGCGGACCUGGAUUUCCACAUCUGUUGCGUGGAAGAAGGAAUUAUGGAUGACGAUCCGGAGGUGCAUAAUUUUUUGAUGACAAGGGUGUUGCCCAAGUUUGUGGAUAUAGUCGGCCUUCGGGAUGUUCUGCAGCUGUGA